Messenger RNA from Ixodes scapularis (black-legged tick), 1814 nucleotides. RefSeq names its product peroxynitrite isomerase THAP4. Bases 532 to 1572 code for a protein of 346 amino acids. NCBI's taxonomy places the organism in Eukaryota, Metazoa, Arthropoda, Arachnida, Ixodida, Ixodidae. The record is from RefSeq and is a predicted model, not a curated record. Gene Ontology annotation, molecular function: sequence-specific DNA binding. The transcript has 7 exons.
UUCGUCUCUUUGUCCCGUCUUUUUUACGCUGUUUUUAAUAUGAACGUCCAGUACCAACUUGGCCAGCGGACCAAGCUUUUACGAUAGUUUUCUAUGUAUUGUUUUGCGUGUAGGUGGUUUCAGAUCAGUGAGCAUCUUGACCGCCAUUUAAAGAUAUAUACAACAUUAUUACCGUGUUGCUUUGCCUUAUUAGUGAAAGAAAUUUGCAAUUUCUAGCGGUGAUGAUGAUGCGUGUGAACACGGGAUUCCCACGUCGUUGGUGUGUUGCGCUGAUCGUGCCGAGGGUGUCGGCGUUGCGAUGUCGAAGCGGCGGGGAAAGAUGGGACGUCUAAAGCCGAUCUAAGCGUAGGGGAAGAAGACGUUCAAGACGAUUGGAAUCCGAAGGAGCCUGAAAUGACGCAGCAAAUAUUGGCAGUGGUAGGGUAAGAGACAAACCACUCUCCGCUUUCGUUUCUUCCCCUACGCUUAGGUCGUUGCAGCAGCUGUGGUUUUCAACAGUUACAAAUUAUGUAGGACGCCCAUCGCAUCGGCAUGAUGGAGCUACGGAGCACGAUGCAGCACAAAGAGAUUCCCUCGACGCCUACCCCCAAAACGAGCACAGCGAAAUCGGCCGCAGAGCGAAUGAAGGAGUACCGCCAACGAAAGAGGGUUCCCAAAACCAGCGUUGCGAAAUCGGCCGCGCAGCGAAUGAGAGAGUACCGUGAACGAAAGAGGGUUCUUAACGUUCCCAAAGCCACCGUAGCGAAAUCGGCCGCCGAGCGAUCGAGGGAAUACCGCCGACGGAAGAAGCAAGCAAAGGAGUUGUCGUCGCCAGCGAAGCAGACGAAAUCGAGCGCGCAGGUGAACAAGGAGUACCGCGUUCGCAAGAAGUUGUUGGAGUCGACGGCCAGUACGUCUCAACCGAAACAGAGCAGGUCGACGACAGAGGUGAACAGAGAGGACCGGGAGUGCAAGAAAUUACUCCGUAUGGCGAUUUUGUCAGAUCAGCCGUCUCACGCAGCUGCCCAUCCGGACUAUGCGCCUAACCUCCUGAACGAACCUGCCCCCGACUUGCGAGUUCUGAUGUGCAUCCGGAAGGCAUUGCAGAGGGAACCACCAAAGGCAAUCGGUACCAGCGAUACCCAGCCCUCCGCAGCUCUGCAGCCCUACGACAGUGGGAUCCAAGGUUCAAGCAGUGAAAUGGAGGCUGCUGGCCGAGAGAACUUGUCUUCCCUGUCUUCCGUCCACAAGUUGGCAAGAAAAGUCGAAAAAGACCAAGCAGAGGUAGUGAAAGCAGCUGCCAGCCAGACCCAACCCUCCGCAGCUCUACAGCCACACAACUGUAAAGCCCAAGGUUCGAGUAACGAAACGGAAGCUGCCAGCCAGGACAGCUCGUCUUCCCUCAACGAGUUGGCGAGGCGACUCAAAGAGGACCAGACAGAGGAAGUGGAAGCAGGUGCCGAGGACGCCGAUCAGCCGACAAAAGAAAACCCUUCAGCAGAGCCGCAGGUUUCGCCCGAAACCCUUCGCCACGUCAAAGACAACCUUCAAAGGCACCUGCUCAAGCUUAAAAAGAAACGAAAAAAACAGUGACCUUUUAAUUAUGUACAGAUGUUCUCAUCCUCAAGCUGCAGAGAAUGCACCUCGAGUUAGAUUCAUUUCAAAUACCAUCCUAAUGCAUGUUUAUGCCAAUUUUUAUUUUUUUAUUUUACUCAAGAUGCAUAUUACUUUUUUAUGAGAAGUUGUAAAUAGAGUCAGUUAUUGCAGUGAUGUGUAAAACUGUGCACAAUAUUGAAAUUGUUGAAGUAUGCCAAAUAAAAAUAUUGCUGAAAUGA